AUGUCAGAAAACAAAAGCCAGCAGUCUUAUUUAGCGAAGCAAGACUUGGCGAACUUGAAAAUUCAUGAACUAAAUCCUCUAACACCUGAGGUGAUCAGCAGACAAGCAACUAUUAAUAUAGGAACAAUUGGUCACGUAGCUCAUGGCAAGUCUACUCUUGUAAAAGCGUUAUCUGGUGUCCAGACUGUACGUUUUAAAAAUGAACUGGAACGUAAUAUCACCAUCAAACUUGGAUAUGCUAAUGCUAAGAUAUACAAAUGUGAUGACCCCUCUGUUCCUCAUCCCCAAUGUUAUACGUCUCGUGGUAGUGCUCAUGCCGACGAGAUUACCUGUGAAUUUUCAUCUAACAAAGGAAAAUUUAAACUUGUCAGGCAUGUGUCAUUCGUUGAUUGUCCCGGACAUGAUAUAUUGAUGGCUACCAUGCUCAAUGGAGCGGCUGUUAUGGAUGCUGCUUUGUUGCUAAUAGCUGGAAAUGAAUCAUGCCCCCAACCUCAGACAUCAGAGCAUUUGGCAGCCAUUGAAAUCAUGCAGUUGAAACACAUUUUGAUAAUGCAAAACAAGAUUGAUAUCGUUAAAGAAAGUCAGGCCAAAGAACAGCAUGAACAGAUAAUUAGAUUUAUUCAAGGUACAAUAGCUGAUGGCGUGCCAAUAAUUCCGAUAUCAGCACAGUUAAAAUACAAUAUUGAUGCCGUCUGUGAAUACAUUGUCAAGAAAAUACCUAUUCCCAUCAGAGAUUUCACUUCAGAGCCUAGACUCAUUGUUAUUAGGUCUUUUGAUGUUAACAAGCCUGGCUGUGAAGUGGAUGACCUAAAAGGAGGAGUGGCUGGUGGGAGCAUACUUAGAGGGGUGUUGAAGGUUGGUCAAGAAAUCGAAGUCAGACCAGGUAUUGUAUCUAAAGAUGCUGAAGGCAAAUUAACAUGCAAACCCAUAUUUUCCAGAAUUGUUUCAUUGUUUGCUGAACAGAACGAUCUUCAAUAUGCAGUACCUGGCGGUUUGAUAGGUGUUGGUACAAAAAUUGAUCCUACUUUGUGUCGAGCAGACAGAUUAGUUGGUCAAAUGUUGGGCACCGUUGGUACGUUACCUGACAUCUACAUAGAACUUGAAAUAUCUUAUUUCUUGCUAAGGAGGCUGCUGGGUGUUAGAACUGAGGGAGACAAAAAAGCUGCAAAGGUUCAAAACUUAUCCAAAAAUGAAAUCAUCAUGGUCAACAUUGGAUCUUUAACCAGUGGAGGACGCGUUUUAGCCGUAAAAAAAGAUUUGGCCAAAGUUGGCCUCAACAAUCCUGUUUGCACAGAUUUGGGUGAGAAGAUUGCAUUAAGCAGAAGGGUUGAAAAACAUUGGAGAUUGAUAGGCUGGGGUCAAAUCAGGCGUGGCGUAUCCGUGUUGCCAAAUAACUCAGACUGA
Molecule: messenger RNA, 1404 nt
Organism: Helobdella robusta
Lineage: Eukaryota; Metazoa; Annelida; Clitellata; Rhynchobdellida; Glossiphoniidae
Exons: 14
Coding region: 1-1404 (467 amino acids)
Biological process (GO): formation of translation preinitiation complex; positive regulation of translational fidelity
Cellular component (GO): eukaryotic translation initiation factor 2 complex; cytosol
Molecular function (GO): tRNA binding; GTPase activity; GTP binding
Source: RefSeq, a predicted model, not a curated record